Molecule: messenger RNA, 5562 nt
Organism: Hemicordylus capensis (graceful crag lizard)
Lineage: Eukaryota; Metazoa; Chordata; Lepidosauria; Squamata; Cordylidae
Gene: LTK
Product: leukocyte receptor tyrosine kinase
Exons: 29
Coding region: 54-4403 (1449 amino acids)
Biological process (GO): protein phosphorylation; regulation of neuron differentiation; multicellular organism development
Cellular component (GO): signaling receptor complex; membrane
Molecular function (GO): ATP binding; transmembrane receptor protein tyrosine kinase activity
Source: RefSeq, a predicted model, not a curated record
ACACAGAGGAGAGGGUCAGAAGAGCCAGGAAGCAUCCUGGAUCCAGCAAAGUCAUGGAUUGCUCUCCACUGCUGGUUUUCUCUCUUCAGUUAGUGCUCUGGACCACCACUCUAGUUGUUGAUGUUUCUAAUGGAUCAAAUGAGAGAACUCCUGCUUUCCUGUAUAUACCUCCUAGGCUGCCUCCAAGCAAAAAUGGGAUGGUUUCAUCUGAUCAAUCGUCCCAUCCAGAAAUGCCCUGUAACUUUGGCUGGAACUGCUCUUGGGUUACAUCUACUGAUGCCUCUGGAAAACCAGACUGGUUACUGUCUUCAGUGGUUGCUCUGACUUCCCGGGAAGAACAGCAGAUCAUGGAGAACAGCUCAUCCAACAGAGAGCUAGAACGGGACAUUCUUCUCUUGAACACUAGCAGGAUCUCCGACAGGUGCCAGUUCAGCCUCCAUAGCCCCAUCCUACCUUGGAGCUCCGUUUCCUGUCUGUUUGAGCUGGCAGUGUAUUCACUGGACCCCACUCUAGGAGGACUCUCUGCUGAAAUGCGAAAUAUUGACACUAACCAAAGUGUGGCCAUUCCUUUGCAAGAAGGACCAGAACACGAUGCCUGGGUGAAAUGGAAAGUGCUGGCAGGUUCAAUAGGACGAAUGGAGAAGCCCUUUGAAAUCACUUUGCUGUAUUCAAGCUGUGGAGAAAAAAGUUCUGGGCUUUUGGCACUGAGCUCUUUGCAGCUCAGAAACUGCUUUCAUGAUGAAGAAGGUCCACAUCUUUCCAGAUCUGACAAGAGUUCCCCUGUCCCUUGCCCACAUGAGGGUUGUGUCAGCCACCUGCAAGUCUGUGAUUUUGUCACUGAUUGCCCCAGGAAAAAGGACGAAGAAUCUCUCUGUGAUAAUUUUCCACAGGAGGCACAUUGUUCUUUUGAGGAAGGCCCUUGUGGCUGGACCUUGGGUGACAAUGCCAGUGUUUCCUGGUCUAUUAGGAGUUUUUCAAAAAUGCAUGAAGAUCUGUUUGAAGGAUCUGCCUUGCAUGCCACUAGAGGUCACUUUUUAUAUCUGCGUGUAGACAGUGAUCACACAGAUGGCACUGCCAGAGCAUAUAGUGCUAGUCUGCCAGCUGCUCUUGCCAAUGGAACCUACCAGGUCCAGUUCUCAGUGUACAUUUUUGGCCAUUACAAUGGCACCAUCUCACUCUCUGUCCAAGAAGAGGCAGGUGAAAUCAAUACUGCACCACUGGUGUGGGCAAAGACAGGGAGUUGGAGUGAUCACUGGUUUCUCAUAACUCUGGAAAUGCCAGAGCUUCAGAACUGGUUUCGGCUGCAGCUACUGGCCUCCUGGGGCUGGAAUUCACAAGUUGACAUUGCUGUGGACAACAUUACCUUCGGUCUAGAUUGCUUUUCUGAAGGAAGAAGACAAAGCCACCAUGAUGGAAAGCAACACUAUCCAUGGGAGACUGAUAUCAAGGAUGAGUGGGAAGAAACCCUUCCUUUAGAGGAAGAGCCGAUUUCCUGGUGGUUCACAUCUUGUGGGGCCAGUGGGCCUCGAGGGCCAACGCAAGCACAGUGUGAUAAUGCCUAUCGCAACUCCAACAUUUCCGUGAGUGUGGAGAAAGAUGGACAGUUUCAAGGGGUGCAAGUAUGGAGAGUGCCAGCAUCAAACCGAUAUAUGAUUUCAGCAUAUGGAGCAGCUGGAGGCAAAGGAGCCAAGAACCACAACAAGCGACCCCAUGGGGUCUUUAUUUCAGCCAACUUCCAGCUGGAGAAAGAUGAGCUCCUCUACAUCUUGGUGGGGCAACAAGGGGAAGAUGCCUGCCCAGGGGGCAACUCUCAGACUCAACAGAUCUGCCUGGGGGAGUCAGCUGAAAUUGAAGAAGAGUACAAGAAAGAAAAAAGACUAACAGAAUGGGCUGGAGGAGGGGGCGGGGGCGGAGGAGCCACCUACAUCUUUAGGCAGAAAGAUGGAGCUUUUGAACCUUUGCUCAUUGCGGCAGGAGGCGGAGGGAAGGCUUACAUGAAAGAUCAAGAUGGUUCCCUGGAUGAUGUGUUCUUGGAACAGUAUAUCAACAGCCCAGUAGUACCUGGACUCAGUGGGAGAACUGGGGCAGCAGGUGGAGGUGGUGGUUGGAAAGAUAUCACCCAAUAUUCUUGGUCUGGGAAGUCGCUUCUGGAGGGUGGUGAAGGUGGCGAGGCCUGCCAGCAAGCACAAGAAAAACUCCAGUGGACCACUUCAGGUGGUUUUGGCGGUGGAGGAGGAGCGUGUACAUCUGGUGGAGGAGGUGGAGGCUACAAAGGUGGUCAUGCUGCUGAAACCGAUGAUAUCACAGCUGAUGGGCAGCCUGGUGUUUCCUUUGUGAACCCAGUUGGGGAGAUCUUCUUGAGUCCCCUGGCAGUUAUGGAGAGUCAUGGUGAAGUAGUGAUCGAUGUCCACGUGAAUUGCAACCACUGCCAGUCCGGUAUCUGCAAGCCGAGUCUCGACACUAGCUUGCCGACCUGUAUUUGUGCAGUGGGAGCCAUCUUGGCCAGUGACAAUGUCUCCUGCACAGUUCUCCGUGAAUCUGUCCCAGAAGGACACCUGCCUCUCCCACUCCUCUUGGCUAUGGUUGCUGUUGUUGUAGUGCUUGGAAUGGCUCUCACUUGUGGCAGCCUAUCAAUUGUUUAUCAUCGAAAGAAACAGCAGCUGGAAGGAGCCCGAGCACGUCUGCAGAGUCCAGAAUAUAAUCUGAGCAAAAUCCGCACGUCUACCAUUAUGACAGAUUACAACCCAAAUUAUAGCUUUGCAGGGAAGGCAGCUACACUUAGUGAACUGAAGGAGAUCCCACGGAAGAACAUCUCCCUGCUUCGGGCACUUGGGCAUGGAGCAUUUGGUGAAGUUUACAAAGGGACGGUGGUAGGGAUCACAGGGGAUCCCAGCCCUCUGCAGGUGGCUAUCAAGACAUUGCCAGAAAUCUGUUCUGAACAGGAUGAGAUGGAUUUCCUAAUGGAAGCCCUGAUAAUCAGCAAGUUCAGUCACCAGAAUAUUGUGCAGUGCAUUGGUGUCAGUCUCCAGACCUUGCCACGCUUUAUCCUGUUGGAGCUUAUGACUGGAGGAGAUAUGAAGAGCUUCCUUCGGCAGAAUCGGCCUCGGAUGAAUCAGCCAUCCACUUUGACAAUGCAGGACCUGCUAAACAUAGCCAGGGACAUUGCUUGUGGCUGCAAGUAUCUUGAGGAGAACCACUUCAUUCAUAGGGAUAUAGCUGCAAGAAACUGCCUUCUGACCUGCACUGGGCCAGGGCGAGUUGCCAAAAUUGGUGACUUUGGAAUGGCUCGAGAUAUCUACAGAGCAAGUUACUAUCGCAAAGGAGGGAGAGCCAUGCUUCCAGUCAAGUGGAUGCCCCCAGAGGCUUUCUUAGAAGGAAUCUUCACUUCCAAGACGGACACCUGGUCCUUUGGAGUGCUGCUUUGGGAGAUCUUCUCCUUGGGCUAUAUGCCGUAUCCUUGCAAAACCAACCAGGAAGUGCUAGAGUUUGUCACCAGUGGGGGUCGAAUGGAUCCACCAAAGAACUGCCCAGGGCCUGUUUAUCGGAUUAUGACACAGUGUUGGCAGCAUAGUCCUGAGUACCGACCCAACUUCUCCACCAUUCUUGAAAGAAUCAAGUACUGCACACAGGAUCCUGAUGUGAUCAAUACAGAGCUGCCUGUUGAAUGCAGCCCAACACCAGAGGAUGAAGGAAGCACUGUGCUGCAUCCAAACAGUUCCAGUGGGAUGGUUCCUUUGCUGGGGAACCCUACCCUUACACCUCAGAUGAGCCCCAGAACCUUGGAAGACCAUAAUUCAGGGCACAAAUAUGAACAAUGCCCACAGGAGCUGGUGGUGGAGAACCUUGGUAACUGGAUAGCCAGAGGACCAGGCAUGCCUUCCUCCAGUGAUUCCAGCAGUGGAGCUUGGACCCAGUCAACCCUGAACCAGAAACUGGAAUCUACCAGUAAUCCAGUACAUAAGCUGAAGAAUAAAACAAAAAACCUUUGGAACCCAACUUAUGGAUCCUGGGUCCUGGAGAGCAUUUGCCAGCCCAGUCCUAGCUCUAAACUCAAAGCAACUCAAGAGCGAGAAGAUUCGGGGUUUGAUGGGAACUGCAGUUCCUCCCCUAGUUCCCGCACGUCACCAGAAUCUCCAAGUCAGAACCAUUCUCCUCACAUUGAUAUUGGUGGGAUCGAACUGGUGAAGCUACAGAAUUUCCCCUGCAGCAAUGUGAAUUAUGCUUAUGAUGAUCUCUGCUAUGAAACUGACCAGCCUUCAAUUUUGGCAGCAGAGUCAACCACAGUGUUGAGGAAUGCCAACCUGCAUCGAGAUGGCAAGCUUUUUUCUAAGCCAGAGAAAACAUCAAGGGAAAGAGACUCUGGCCUCUCCUUGUCUGAUGACCUGAGUGUUACACCUGUAUAACAGGGAGUACUCUUCCAAAGAGUCAGGACUUUGUUAUGGAAGUAUAUCUGAAAGAGCACUCAAAAAAUCCACUUUUGUUGUCCUCUUCCCUCCCAUCAUGUUCUAAAGGUGGAUAGGUUAAUGUUGUCUUGCUCUGGACUCUGGCACUGCAAACCCACUAUUCCAAAUGAUAACAUUGGUUCUAAUCUACUAAGCCAGUGUCAGUGUUUACAGGAUGUAAUGACGUCCUUGUUAACAAUGAAUCAGGGUCAAUGGUCCACAGACCUGGUCAUUUCCAGUCUGUUCUGGGGGGAAAUGCUCUCUACCAUCAAAUAAAUAGGUAAGAAAUGACAAAAUCAUGAGCUACACAUAGGCUAUUGUCCCCUAACAUCAUAUAUUGUUACAGUAUUGUAACAUAUUGUAAUUGUUUCCUACUGAUUCACCAGUAAGGCUGGUAUACUGAGUGGGAAACAUCAUCAGUUGGGUUUAUAUUGGAUACAGUGGCUGAAAAGGUAAAGUAAUACUAGUAAGAGAUCAUUGUAUUCACAAAAGAAAAGAACCAAAUUGCGGAAACAAGAAAAUAUUUGAUGCCCAGCAAGAGCAUUAGAAUUCAGAAAAUGAAGCAAAUUGAACUGAUCUCUUUUCUGAUUACUGGAAGUUACUUUGCAUCUAACUCAGAUGAUCUCAAUUCCUGACCCUGGAGGUUUCAGGAGUCUUAGAUACACAAUCCUUCUUUGUAUAUAGUGAACUGGACAUUUUGUUUUAAUGAACUUUAUUUACAAGGAGCUCUAUGUUCAAAUGUAGCAAGUAAUUCACACUCCAGUCGUAGUACAUUUUGUAAACUGAAGAUUUAGGAUUCAGUUCUUCUACAACAGGUGAGCUUCUCUGAGAUGAAAUGUAACAAAGGUUUUUACUUGAAGCAAAGCCAACCAGAAGCAUGUUAAUGUUUAGGGGAAAUCUGACUUAAUAGGUAAAGACUGGUAUUUGUUUUGAUCCCAUUACCAAAAUAUCUGAUAACUGUGGGUUACAGUACAUAUGCUGUAUUGGCAUGUUGAAUCCUGGAGCGGAAGCAUGUAAGGAUCCUUUGAAGUCUUGAUGUGGAACAUAACUGAUGAUCUUCAACUCACAGUGGCGGACAUACAAAGCAAGGAUGCUCCAGCACAGUGAAAGAGCAGCCUAG